AUGGCUAGCGCAGCCCUGAUUGUGUGCACAACAAGACUGUACUUAAGGAAAUUUGUCACUCGUGCCUUCGGGCUCGACGACAUUUUUGUCGUAAUGGCACUUAUAUGGGUCUUGUUCUUUGCCGCAUUAUCCAUUUCACUCACCUUUUAUGGCAUUGGAAGCCACCAGAAUCAAGUCCCGGAGGAUGACUUCCCUACCAUGGAAUAUCUUGUCUAUGUGUCCCUUUGCACUUACCUGUUCGUUGCCUCGACUGUCAAGACCAGCCUGGUCCUCUUUAUAAUGCGCGUCUUCCCAACCAAGUUCAUCCGCUGGUAUGGUCAUGGAAUCAUUGUAUUUCUGGUUCUCCUGACGAUCUCUGGAGAAUUACCCUGGAUUCUUCAAUGCAAGCCAGUACGUGCUGCAUACUUGAAGUCACUUCCGGGUAGUCAAUGUUUCUCUACGAACACACUGUUUGGUAUUGAGAUGUACCAGGGUGUUUUGAUGUUUGUCAUUGACCUUGUGAUCAUUACAAUGCCGAUUCCGACCAUUUGGAAGCUGCAAAUGCCAUUCCAACGUCGAAUUUCGAUCAUCAUUCUAUUCUCACUGGAUGCCGGAGCCACACCGCUCAUCUGGAUGAAUGUUGAGUUUUCGCUUGCCCUAAUCACGGGAUCUCUCCCAUCGAUGCGAGUCCUAUUAAGAUCAUUCCCUGGCUUUGGAUCUUCCAAUAAAACCCCUCGAUACCAAACCCGGACUGGCGAGUGGAUUAACGGCCAGGAUCAAGCCGGGAUUCCCUUGGACCAACAUCCUUGGAAGAAGAAGAUCGGGAAAAGAAAUGAUCUAGAAAGUCUGACUCUUGGGAGUCUGGCUUGUGAGAGCCAAGAAAGAAUUGUUGAUGUCCAUUCUCCGAGAAGGGACGGUUACUCGAUGUAA
This is a messenger RNA of Penicillium taxi, 909 nucleotides long. RefSeq lists its product as uncharacterized. The coding region runs from base 1 to 909 and encodes 302 amino acids. Lineage: Eukaryota; Fungi; Ascomycota; Eurotiomycetes; Eurotiales; Aspergillaceae. The transcript is spliced from 5 exons. The record is from RefSeq and is a predicted model, not a curated record.